This is a messenger RNA of Boeremia exigua, 656 nucleotides long. RefSeq lists its product as uncharacterized. The transcript has 2 exons. NCBI's taxonomy places the organism in Eukaryota, Fungi, Ascomycota, Dothideomycetes, Pleosporales, Didymellaceae. Bases 97 to 441 code for a protein of 114 amino acids. The record is from RefSeq and is a predicted model, not a curated record.
GUGGUUGCACUGCCUCCAUUGCAGUGAUUGUUGUCUCGAAAGCCGACCAGCAACUGCAUCGGUACCACACAAACUUCGAAAACGGCCUCCAUCUUGAUGCCAAGUUUCCGCUGCACGAUGUGGAUACUACACACGGGCGGAGGUUCGGCGCACGUCAGGUGUGGCGUGUCUGAUGCGUUUCCGGCGAAUUAUCAACCAUCUCACUUGCCGAUUGCCGACUUGACAAGCCUGGGCAUAGCUUGGCCUCCGCCGUCCUGGUCUCAACCUUGCAAGGUCUCAUUGCGUGCUCACGCAAACUUCGCUGGCAAAUGCACCCCUAGGUUUGGAAAGGAUUGCGGAAAGGAUCGCUACAGUAGACGCCUACUCCCCGAAGAAGGGAAUUGCGACGUACGUGCCACGGCAGUCCCGAGGGUUUGCAGCAAGAUCGGCUCUGCAGCGUGAGAGUGGGGUGGUAAAGUCUUGUUUGCCUUUGGAUUGUUGCUUAUAGUCUUUAAGCGGGGUUCUCUUCUCUUGAGUAUCCACUGCCAUGCUGGGUAUCAUGGAAUACCGGGGAGUGACUGGUGUGUGGACGCCAUGUUCCCAAGCCUGUCCAGCUGAAAGUUGUGAACUUUCAUUAUCGAUAUCCCUACGCAGGAAAGUAGCCCAGCAAAGCCGAG